This is a messenger RNA of Nothoprocta perdicaria, 2603 nucleotides long. It is a transcript of the gene PTPRR, whose product is annotated as protein tyrosine phosphatase, receptor type R. Gene Ontology annotation, biological process: protein dephosphorylation. Gene Ontology annotation, molecular function: protein tyrosine phosphatase activity. The coding region runs from base 4 to 1605 and encodes 533 amino acids. The transcript has 12 exons. The record is from RefSeq and is a predicted model, not a curated record. Lineage: Eukaryota; Metazoa; Chordata; Aves; Tinamiformes; Tinamidae.
CAAAUGGAUGUAAACAAGCUGAAUAUCACAUUGCUUCGGAUAUUUCGUCAAGGAGUGGCUGCAGCGUUGGGACUGUUACCCCAGCAAGUUCACAUCAACAGGCUCAUUGGGAAGAAGAACUGUGUGGAACUGUUUGUGUCCCCAGUGAACAGAAAGCCAGGUAUUUCUGAAGCACUCCCAUCUGAAGAAGUGCUGCGUUCACUGAACAUCAACAUUUUGCACCAGACUUUAUCGCAGUUUGGAAUAACGGAGGUCUCCCCCGAGAAAAAUGUUUUGCAAGGCCAGCGUGAAGCAGACAAACUCUGGAGCAAAGAAGGAUUUUAUGCAGUUGUCAUAUUUCUCAGCAUCUUUGUCAUUCUCGUAACUUGUUUAAUGGUUUUGUACAGACUGAAGGAGAAGAUCCAGUUAUCCCUGAGACAAGAGAAGGAAAAGAAGCAGGAGAUCCACCUCUCACCCCUUCCCCUCCAGACAGCUCAGUCUGAAUACAAGACCACCAACAGCAUGGUCCAGCCUGAACAGGCUCCCAAAGUUGUAAAUGUGGUAGUCGACCCUCAAGGCCAAUGCGUUCCUGAGCUCAAACCUCCUCUGCCUGCCAGUCCGUCUCCUUUCAGAAUGAAACCUGUAGGGCUCCAGGAAAGACGAGGAUCCAACGUCUCCCUGACUUUGGACAUGAGUAGUUUGGGGAGUGUGGAACCCUUUGUCUCUGUGCCUACUCCACGAGAAAAAGUAGCCAUGGAAUAUCUACAGUCAGCUGGCCGGGUCCUGACGAGACAGCAGCUCCGAGAGACAGUUGCCUGUUCUCAUUUACUUCAAACAGAAUUCAUGGAAAUACCAAUGAAUUUUGUGGAUCCCAAAGAAAUCGACAUCCCGAGUCAUGGAACUAAAAACCGCUAUAAAACAAUUUUGCCAAAUCCUCUAAGCAGAGUGUAUUUGAAACCAAAAAAUCCAUCUGACUCCUUGAGUACCUACAUAAAUGCUAACUACAUUAGGGGAUAUGGAGGUAAAGAGAAGGCUUUCAUUGCAACUCAGGGACCCAUGAUUAAUACCGUGAAUGAUUUCUGGCAGAUGGUUUGGCAAGAGGACAGCCCUGUCAUUGUCAUGAUCACAAAGCUGAAAGAAAAGAAUGAGAAAUGUGUGCUUUAUUGGCCAGAAAAAAGAGGAAUCUAUGGGAAGGUUGAAGUCCUUGUUAACAGCGUGAAAGAAUGUGAGAACUAUACUGUCCGCCAGCUCACAAUAAAGCAAGGAAGCCAGUCCCAGAGUGUGAAACACUAUUGGUACACGUCCUGGCCGGACCACAAAACCCCGGACAGUGCUCAGCCUCUUCUGCAGCUCAUGCUGGAUGUAGAAGAGGACAGGAUGGAAUCRCCUGGCAGAGGGCCUGUAAUUGUGCACUGCAGUGCUGGCAUAGGAAGAACUGGAUGUUUUAUUGCCACAGCCAUUGGUUGUCACCAGCUGAAGGAAGAGGGAGUCGUAGAUGCAUUGAGCAUUGUCUGCCAGCUAAGAGUGGAUAGGGGCGGAAUGGUGCAGACCAGCGAACAGUACGAAUUUGUGCACCACGCACUGAGUCUGUACGAAAGCAGACUUUCUGCAGAAGCUGUCCAGUGAGGCCUAGGAGGGUAAAAUGAAUGGCAGACUCUUGAGGUAAUUUGUUUCAUUACCUACCAGCAGCUUCUUCAAGGAGUUUACUGCAGUGGGAAGAGAGGCUUUGAAGCCAGCUUCCAAAGGGAUUGUGGAGAGUUUGGCAAAAGUAUAAAGAUUGCUCGAGCCUUGCUGUAAAUGAAUGUAUUGUGAGCUUCCCAAAAAUGAGUUAUAAAGAAGGUACUGUACUGAAACUACACAUGGAUUUCACAUAUAUAGCUAAAGGUGGGUUUAGUUCUGUAAUACUGAUAUCUGCCAUAUGAAAUGUAUGUAUGUACUACUGCUGCAGCCAGAUGGACAUUGGAACUUCUAAAGAAGAAAUGUUUAUCAAGUGUAUAAAUGCUUUAACGUUUGCAAACUCUGUCUUGUGAAUGGACUGUCAACUGUACUGUAAAGUGCUAUUACGGAUUAUGUGGUAGGCUUGUUUCUCGGCCACAUAAUAUUCUUGCUGCUAAAAUUGCAAGUGUUCAAUUAUGGUUUAAAAAGGAGAGGAGAUAAUAAAGAAUUAAAAGUUUUGUUUUUGAAAAUAUUCAAAAGCAGUAAAUAUUUUGUAUGGAAAUAUAUGUUCUUCAUACUAUUAUCUAUUAAAUGUAUGCUUACUGUAGGUCUUACAGAGCAGUUACAGAGCACAAUGUCUGUUAUUCAGUGUAUAUGUAUUUACCCUAUACCGUUGAUUGUCUUAGAAGAUGCUUCUGCUACAGACCCCAAUCCAGUGUAUUUGUAAAUUGUGUAAGUCAUUUUACUUUUAAAAGAAACUUUGUAGCAUAUAUUAAACGGUAAGGAUUUUAAAUAUUUGUCUGUCUUUUAUUAAUAAAGGAUAUUUUGCCUAUGUUGUUUUAACUACUCUGUCUCUUUCAGAAGAGAUGGAUGUCUUUAGUUAUACAAACUGUUUCAUGACAGGUUAUACAAAAAGGAAAAUGCUGCUAUGAAUGUUGCAUUUAACAUUCUGGAAGAUUAUUUUUUCC